UCCGGCGACCGUGAGCUUGAUGUUUCGUUCACAUCUACUUAUUUGGCGUGAAAGCUGAUCAAAAGUUAGUUGACUUGUCUCGAAACUUCUUUUGUCUGUCUGAAUAGUGAAUAAACGGAGCAAAUCCAGGAGAAAUUUGUUUGGAUUAGAGAGAUUAGGAGAAUACAAUUUGUUUGGUGGUUUCAAGUAUGCUACCAAGUGGGUUGAAAGAAACCCAACUCCGUGAGAGCAACAACAAUCAGAAAGUCCAUCCUCAACCUAUGGAAGAGUCUAUCAAUCAGAAUCCUGAAGCUAUGGAAGCACUUAUUUCCAAUCUCUUUGGAAACAUCUCCUCUUUGAAAUCUGCUUAUAUCGAGCUUCAAAGUGCUCAUACUCCUUACGAUCCCGAGAAGAUUCAGGCAGCGGAUAAAGUUGUCAUUUCUGAACUCAAGAAUCUUUCGGAACUGAAGCAUUUCUACAGAGAGAAUAACCCCAAGCCUGUAUGUGUCUCUCCACAAGACUCUCGUUUAGCUGCAGAGAUCCAAGAACAGCAGAGUCUGUUGAAGACUUAUGAGGUCAUGGUGAAGAAAUUUCAGUCUGAGAUUCAGAACAAGGAUUCCGAGAUCACGCAGAUGCUGCAGAAGAUUGACGAAGCAAACCAGAAACGACUUAAGCUUGAGAAGAAUCUUAAGUUAAGAGGAAUGUCUACAAACGAAGGUUCUGGUGGAGAUGGAAAUUUGCAAUUUCCUGACUUAACCACUGAACUAUUCAUAUCUACUUACGAAGCUGCUGCUAAAGCCGUGCACGAUUUCUCCAAGCCGCUAAUCAACAUGAUGAAAGCUGCAGGAUGGGAUCUUGAUUCUGCAGCCAAUUCCAUUGAGCCUGACGUUGUUUACGCCAAGAGGCCUCACAAGAAAUAUGCAUUUGAAUCAUACAUAUGCCAAAGGAUGUUCAGUGGGUUUCAGCAGAAGAACUUCUCAGACAUGGAUCCACUAGAUGCUCUAGGUACAAACCCUGAUUCCAACUUUGGCAUAUUCUGCAGGAGCAAGUAUCUAAUCUUGGUCCACCCAAAGAUGGAAGCUUCUUUCUUUGGAAAUCUAGACCAGCGUGACUACGUGACAGGAGGUGGGCACCCGAGGACUGCAUUUUACCAGGCCUUCUUAAAACUUGCAAAGUCGGUAUGGAUCUUGCACAGGCUUGCAUACUCGUUUGAUCCAGCUGCAAAGAUCUUCCAAGUGAAAAAGGGUAGUGAGUUCUCUGAUUCAUACAUGGAAAGUGUUGUGAAGAACAUAGUUGUGGAUGAAAAAGAAGAGAACCCAAGAGUUGGUCUUAUGGUCAUGCCUGGGUUUUGGAUUGGCGGCAGUGUCAUUCAAAGCCGAGUUUAUGUUUCAGGUGUGAAGGUCCUUGAGUGAAGGAUCUCAGGAACUGUCUUAAAGCUUUCCCACUUUGUUGUGCAACUUUUAUUCCCUCCUCUUUGUUAUAAUUAUAUUAUCAGCAAGCCUAUAUGUAUCAUCAUCUAUUGUUCAGAAAAAAAAAAAGAAUUAAUAUCUUCGAGUUUC
Arabidopsis arenosa is the source of this 1538-nucleotide messenger RNA. NCBI's taxonomy places the organism in Eukaryota, Viridiplantae, Streptophyta, Magnoliopsida, Brassicales, Brassicaceae. The record is from the annotation of a GenBank genome assembly.